Diaporthe citri is the source of this 948-nucleotide messenger RNA. RefSeq lists its product as uncharacterized. The coding region runs from base 1 to 948 and encodes 315 amino acids. The record is from RefSeq and is a predicted model, not a curated record. The transcript has a single exon. NCBI's taxonomy places the organism in Eukaryota, Fungi, Ascomycota, Sordariomycetes, Diaporthales, Diaporthaceae.
AUGCAGGCAUUCAAGACGUCCCUCCCCAAUGGUGCAACUCUAUCGGGCCACCGCUGCGAUCCAGAGACGUCGAGUCCGGCCUACGCGGCCUUAGACGACAGCAGGCGGCCUUUACUUGUGGCCAUCCAUGGGGGUACCUACAGCUCAACCUAUUUCGACGCUGAUACCAAACAUACUGCGGUUCUAUGCAGCAAGGGCCUCGGCGUGCCGGUAGUCGCCAUCGACCGCCCUCUGUACCAAGAGACAUCCUCAUUCUACCCCAUCCCGGAGGGCAAGACUUACCACGAGGGACUGGCUGUCCACCUCCACAAGCACAUCCUGCCCACCAUUUGGAGGGAGUACGGCCAGGGCUGUGGGAGCAUGGUGCUCGACUGCCACAGCCUGGCGGUGCCCAGCGCGGUCAUGUUGGCGGGGUGGCAUGCCCAGGACCGGGCCCGGGGAGACACCCCGGCGUACCCGCUCUCCAGCCUGAUCCUAUCCGGGUUCGGCAGCCAGAACACGUCCACCAUCGUCGAGCAGAGAAAAGAUGCCCCGGAGUACGUCGAAAUGCCACCCGAAGUCAAGGACAAUCAGAUGUUCGAGCAGGGGACCGUGGAUCCGGCCAUCUACAAGCAGAGCGAGAGGCUGAACAACCGCAUGCCGUACGCCGAGCUGGGCGACUACGAGGCGGUCUGGGCUGGGGACAAGUGGCGGGCCCUCUGCGGCGCGGUCGAGGUCCCGGUCAUGAUCGGGAUUGCGGAGAGGGACGCGCUGUGGUCCGGCACGGAGGAGCACGUCAGGGAGUUUGCGGGUGGGUUCAGCAGCAGCGAGAGGGUCGACGCGAGCUUGAUCAGGGGCGCGCCGCAUUGCAUCGAGUUGAGCUACUGGGCUCAGGGCUGGUAUGCGAGAUGUUUUGGCUGGGCCCUGGAGUGUGCUGCUGCACAUGCUGCAAAGGAGCUCACGAUCUAG